Jatropha curcas is the source of this 516-nucleotide messenger RNA. The record is from RefSeq and is a predicted model, not a curated record. NCBI's taxonomy places the organism in Eukaryota, Viridiplantae, Streptophyta, Magnoliopsida, Malpighiales, Euphorbiaceae.
UCGAGGAAGAGCAACACACAACCAAAACAUUGGCUUGUUUUAGGUUAUAGGAUCAGCCUUGUCACUUAACUUCUAAGACAUUGUCUUAAUUUUCUCUCCAAACUCUUCAGCAAAUCGAAUGGCUUUAGCAGGGCCACCCCAUAAGAUGUGGGCAUUUCGAAUUUCAGUGGUGGUUUUUGGGCUGUUAGCUAUGGCACAACAGUCCACGCCACUGAGUUUGAGAAAUCCUGUGUAUGAAAUGACCCAUAAAUUCAAUGGCCUUGAAACAUAUCCAGUGGGCGUUGUUUCUCUUACUAGUGAUGCUGAGAAUGCACUCAUUGACUCUGGAGUCUUCACUGUUACCUCCAGUCAGAAAAUUGCUGGAAAAUUAUUUUAUAUUGGGAAAAUUAACGGUACUGAUGUUGUAUAUGCAAGGGCCGGCGAACUAAUGGUUAAUGUGGGCUCAACGGUGCAAGUCAUGGUGGAUAUAUUUAAUGUCAGGGGGAUUGUUAAUUAAGGAGAUGCUGCUUCCAUAAA